Molecule: messenger RNA, 1191 nt
Organism: Penicillium salamii
Lineage: Eukaryota; Fungi; Ascomycota; Eurotiomycetes; Eurotiales; Aspergillaceae
Source: the annotation of a GenBank genome assembly
AUGUCUGACAAUGACUCUAAGCCAGCAUCUAUCCCCGCGUGGCAGAGAACUAAACCGACCGAUGAGUCGCCAUCGCCGAGCUCCGAUGAUGCGCCCGCAACUACAACACCCCGACAAGUCCUCUUAGAUCAAGCGUCAAAAUUCCUAGAGGACGAAUCAAUCCGUGAUGCUCCACAGGAGCGCAAGGUUGCCUUCCUCGAGUCUAAAGGUCUUAACUCAGAAGAUAUCCAGCAAGUCCUCGGCGUCUCCCGAAAUGCGGAGGCGAGCUCACCCUCGACCGAUGCCAAAUCUGAACCCGAACCCACUCCAGCCCAAGAGAAUACUUCUGUAGCUGCCUCCUCGUCAACAGUCAAUAAAAUGCCACAACAACGCACCACACCUGCGCCCACACCCGCACCCGCGCCCAGCGCACGCGAUGUCCCCCCAAUAAUCACCUAUCCAGAGUUCCUUUUCGAGCAAUCUAAACCACCACCUUUGGUCACAAUGCAGAACCUCAUGUACACAUUGUACGGCGCAGUGGGGCUGGGGGCAAGUCUGUAUGGAGCGAGCGAGUACAUCGUGAAGCCCAUGCUAGCAAGCUUAACGAGCGCACGGCACGAGCUAGCCAGCACAGCAGAGGAGAAUCUCCAAAAGCUCAACAGCAAGCUUGAACAGACUGUCUCUGUGAUUCCACCGCAGCUCACAGCACGCAAACCAUACGAGUCAGAUGAUGACUCCGUCACCUCAGAUCCAACCGAGCUCUUCCAUCGGGACAUGGCGACGCAGACUAGUCCCGAGCAUGCCUUGCCAGCUGGUGUUGUGAACUCAGCCGAUGUGAUUACCCCGACUACGAAAGUCAAUGAUCAUGUUAGUCGCUUUGAGUCGAUUACUUCACAGUUGCGUGGGAUUGUCGAGUCUGAGAAUGAUGCUAGUGCGUUGGAUGAUACUAUGCGGACUGGACUGACAGAGUUGCAUCAUUACUGUGAUACUUUGAUUUACAGUGCGCCUGCUUACUCUUCCGGGUCGACCUAUGGUGUGUGGAAUUCUAAUACUGGAGCCAAUGACAAUUCCGGCUUGCGGAAGGGAGAGGAUGAGGCAAUCGCUGGGUUCCGUGCGGAUAUCCGAGGUGUCAAGGGUGCGUUACUGAGUGCUCGGAAUUUCCCUGCGAGUCGAGGAGGUAGACUUGGUGGACUCCCGGUUGGAAGACGGUGA